Molecule: messenger RNA, 1338 nt
Organism: Diabrotica balteata
Lineage: Eukaryota; Metazoa; Arthropoda; Insecta; Coleoptera; Chrysomelidae
Source: the annotation of a GenBank genome assembly
AUGAAUACCAAUAUGCUUUUGUUGGCGAUUCUUUCGUCGUUAAUUUGGAUCUGUGCAUCAAAAACGGUGUCGGUUAUUCCUCACGAUGCUCAUCCUGGGUACAGUGUUAAAAAGUUUAAUAAUUCCGAAAAUUUAAAAUUAUUGGAUUCGGACUUUUCGCAGUUUUUUACUAUGUUACAAGACGGUUCAAUAAUGACUACAUCCGAUGUGAGUUCCCUAGUCAAUCACCCGAUAGAUUUAGUGGUAAUGGAAGAUAAAGGAAAUAUAAGCACCAAACAUAAACUUGAGCUUUUCGUCCUUGAUAGAAGAAACAUGCUCAGUUUUAAUUUUGACGAAGAUGUAUCUGGUCAUAUUGCCGAGAACUCUCCUGCUGGUACCGCUGUUAGUGAUUUGCCAUUGUUACAAGCUAGCAGUGAUUUGAGAGUACCAAUAACUUAUACUAUUAUCGCAGGCAACAUCGGCCAAUCUUUUGAGCUGCAAGAUAGUACGACUGGUGACGUUCUUCCAAAUGUAACGAUAAGUAAAGAUUUGGGAGGAGUUAAUAUAGUAUCUUCGCAGAUUCUGGACCGAGAGGAAACUAGCAAAUAUGUUCUGACUAUUCAAGCAGUUGAUCCUACGGGAAUAAACAAGGCAGUGACUAAUGUCGUGAUAGAUAUCGAGGACGAAAAUGAUAAUAGCCCUGUGUUUACCCAGAAAGUGUACAGAUUUGUUGUAGGUGACGAUACGAUGGACGGCGAUAACGUAACGAUGACGUGGAAACGCUUCUCUUCGGUCGGUAGAGUAGAAGCGACGGACGCGGACGGUGACAAAGUCGCGUAUAGACUCGCAACACCUACAAACUUCUUGGUCAUAGUUCCUCAAACUGGAGACUUGCUUCUCACCCAAGAACCAAUUGAGGAAGUUGAAUUGGAGCUCGUUGUUGAAGCACAUGACUUACGCACUCCUAGCAGAACAUCUCCAAGACCCGCGCAGGUCAUUUUCCAUUUUAAGCCCGCAGAAUCUUCGAAGGUUGACAUUGAUUUAGAUUUUCAACAUCUAGAAGAAGUUGAGUUGCAUCGCAGUAAAAGACGUGUCACUCGCGCUGUGAGACCGACAAAGAGAAUCGAAUUUACCGAAACUGAUGGCGAGACUGACGGUCGGGUAGUUUUUCAGUUGGAAAAAGAAACUGAUCGCGAAACGUUUAAAAUAAGAGAUGAAAAUCCUUGGGUGACGGUCGAUCCAAACGGGUCAGUUCGUGUGAAAAAGAAGUGGGACUAUGAAGAGCUUGGGCCAGAAAAGACCAUCGAUUUUUGGGUUACAAUCACCAAUGCUGAAAAAGGAGGUAAGACUUUGUUUUAA